This is a messenger RNA of Drosophila arizonae, 2465 nucleotides long. RefSeq names its product organic cation transporter protein. The record is from RefSeq and is a predicted model, not a curated record. Gene Ontology annotation, biological process: transmembrane transport. Gene Ontology annotation, molecular function: transmembrane transporter activity. NCBI's taxonomy places the organism in Eukaryota, Metazoa, Arthropoda, Insecta, Diptera, Drosophilidae.
AACAACGUGUAGUUGACUAAAGAAAACAACAACAACAUGUGCCUAGAGCAAAACUAGAGAAUAGAACAUUAGAAAGAUCAACCGUAAAGAAAAUUCUAAAAGUGAAAGUGAAAACAAAAACAAAAAAAGAGAAAGAGAAAGAGGGAGAGAGAAAACAGAAAUCAGCUCUGCAUUUGCCUAUCGCAAUUGCCAUUGCAUUUCGGUCAAUCGUGUCUAUAUUUGAGGUAUUAUCAGUGCUACUGGAGAACUACGGAGAAACCAAGAGACGGAUAAUAGCUCCCAAGACCCAUGUCAGAGGCUAUACGCCGUGUUAAUGCACUCGUAAUCACCCGACAAUUGGACGCAACAAAUUCUAUAGAUUCAUACGCAUAUACAUAUAUAUAAAUGUACAUAUAUAGAAUAUAUACGCAAAAUUAAAUCCGUGACUUUUGUGAGCAAUUGAUUGGCAUAGAUAAUACAUAUAUAGACUGUCAUACGCGAAUCUGGUUUCAGAGCCGAGAUCAGUGUGAAAAUGUGUUUAGCUUAAAGUUCUUCAACCAAGUGGAACGACCUAUUAUUGUCUAUUUUUGGAUUAAUUCUCAAUUUGAACUCUUAUCAAAUUUUUGUUUGCGUCUUCGAGUGUGACAUAUAAUCAUAUAUAUAAUAACAWUUAUAUUAAUAUAAAUUUAUAAAGAAUCUGUGAUAAAGAUAAGUGCAAAAAUGACCAACUCAAAGGAUAAUCUGGAAAAAACUAGAGAGCUCAUCACUGAGCAGAGCAUGAAGGAUUUGCUAACAAAGCAAUUGGAAAUUGUUGGCAGUGGCGGCGCCUUUGUGUGGGCUAUCUUCUUUCUGUGCGUCACGCCAAACAUUUUGAACGGAUUCCAUGUGUCGUCCUAUACGCUGCUCGGCCAUUUGCCCGAUGACCAGUGGUGCGGCAUUGAUGCACUGCAGCACACCAACUGGACUCUGGCGGAGAAGCGCAGCAUUAGCGAAUAUGAACUGGAGUCUGGCGGCUGUACCAUCUGGGAUUGGGACUACGAGCACCUGAGUCGAAUGUCCUACUCAUCGGCACUCAACUACACGCGGCGCAUGGCUCAGAUCAAUAAGCCGAGCGUGGUGUCCUGCAAGACCAAGGGCAGCUACGAGUAUGCCGAGCCGGAGACAACAUUCGUGGCCGACUGGGAGCUCACCUGUGAGCGAAGCAUUCAGCGCACCUCCGCACAGGUGGCCCUGUCGCUGGGCAAGUUCUGCGGCUCCUUCAGCUUUGGCAUAUUGGCUGACAAAUUUGGUCGGAAGACCUCGUUUACUUUGGGCGCCGCCUUCUUCAUUGUCGGCAGCAUCUUCUGCACCUUCACGCCAUGGUACAGCGUCUUUCUGAUUGGUCGCUUUGCCCUGGGCUCAGCCUCGUCAGGCCUAUUCUAUCCUGCAUUUACAAUGAUUGUGGAGAAUAUUUGCCUGAAGCAUCGUACCUGGAUGUCCAUUGCGUUCUCUGCCUCGUAUCCUGUGGGCAUGAUCCUGCUGGCCAUCGUAGGCUAUCUGAUCCAGCCCUGGCGCUAUCUGCAACUGGCCUUGACCAUGCCCUCACUGCUGCUGAUCCUUAAUUGCUAUUUGAUGAAUGAAUCGCCGCGUUGGCUUAUAACAAAGCAGCGCUACAAUCGUGUCUACCAAAUUCUUUUCGGUCAGCCCAGCCAUUAUGAUAUUCAGCCCACGAUUGCGACAGCCACCGAGACGUGCAGCGAUAAGAAGACGUUGGAGUCUGCCACGAAUGCUUCACUUGUAGAGAAGCUAAAGAAUGGCCCACUCAAGUCAAUUAUUGAGCUCUUCGCCAAUCCGAAGGUACGCCGAUAUAUAUUCACGUCGUACUUCAUGUUCUGUGUCACCUCACUGAGUUACUAUGUAACGGCUCUGAAUGCCGCCAAUUUCUCGGUCAGUCGCUACCUGUACAUUGUGGCCACAGGUGUCGUGGAUAUACCGUCGUACGUGGUGCCUGUGAUAAUGCUGCGCUACACGGGUCGUCGCAUCACCACCAUGUUCCUCUUCAUGUUGACGGGCGUCUCGCUGCUGCUGGUGCUGUCCGUGCCCUCUGGCAGCACCACGUGGAUCGUAUCGUUUGCAAUGCUGGGUCGGUUUGGCAUCAGCGCCACCUACUCGGUGGUGACGCUCUACACCGCUGAGCUGUAUCCCACCGAGAUACGCAAUUCGGCGCUGGGCACCUGCUCGACGUGGGCGCAUGUUGGCUCCAUAUCAGCACCGUAUGUGGUCGAUGUCCUGGGCGCCCUUGGCUGGUACAUUCCGACAACCAUAUGCGGCUGCUGCGUUCUAGUAGCUGGUCUGCUGACGCUUACACUGCCCGAAACCGGCACGGACAAGCUGACCGACAAGGUGGAGGACGUACCAGCCAUAGAGAGUGGGCCUGAAAAACAGUAGCCCCUGCCGGUCCAUCUGCAGCUAGUUAAAUUAGUCUAAAUCAAACCUAUAUAUACCUA